Aplosporella prunicola CBS 121167 is the source of this 1812-nucleotide messenger RNA. RefSeq lists its product as uncharacterized. Bases 1 to 1812 code for a protein of 603 amino acids. NCBI's taxonomy places the organism in Eukaryota, Fungi, Ascomycota, Dothideomycetes, Botryosphaeriales, Aplosporellaceae. Gene Ontology annotation, molecular function: protein binding; DNA binding. The record is from RefSeq and is a predicted model, not a curated record. The transcript has 2 exons.
AUGGCCGCCACCGGACCUUCCCUCCUGGCGCUGCCCGACGAGAUUAUCACUGGCGUCUUCUUCCUCCUCGAACCCGAAGCCCUCAACGCCAUUCAAUUGACCUCGAAACGCCUCUACUCCCUGGCGCAAGAGCCACUGCUGUGGCGCUACAAUUGCCGCAUCCACUACAAGUACUGGCACCCCCAGCACAACAUCUACGCAAAGUUCGCCCAGCCCGUCGCAAAUGUCCACUGGAAAGAUGUCUUCCUGGCCCGUAAACGCCUCGACCAUGCCGUGCGCUCCGGCAUGGACGCCAUCGCCGCCCAGCAGCAAGGUCGCGCGCGCCGCAUGGAGCAUAUUGCCGAGAAGGGCUACGACGUGAAAGACGAGCUGCUACGCCAGCGCAACAUUGCCGACGACGAGGCAGAGGACGCGCUGGCGCGCCGGUACUGGAGCGGCGCCAUGCUGACGACGAUACACCGGAGCGUGGCCAUGGAAGAGUGGGAGCAGCUGCGCAGUGGCAAGACGGCGUCGCUGGAGCGAGCGCUGGGGGCGUACGACAUGUUCGUAUGGGACCGGGCGGACGGUGACGGCGACAUAGAAGCAAUGGCGGCGCGACUGGACGGGCUGGCAGCGCGCUUCACGGCGCAGCACCCCAGGUUCGCGGCGUACACGACGCGACGGUUGAGCCUCCUGAUUGUCGAAUUCCUGCGCGGCUCGGGCUUCCUCGGCGUGUCGAAUGAACGGUACGGGCUGCUGCCCCACAGCUUCAUCGGCAUGGCGCUGGAGGACAAGCAGCACGAGGCGCUGCCGCUGAUCAACGUAGCUAUCUUCUGCGCCGUCGCGCAACGGCUUGGCCUGGACGCCAAGGCGUGCGGCUACCCGUACCACGUUUAUGCCAUCGUGACGGCGCCGCCGGGCCGCAUGCUCGAUGGGGGCGCGCUCGAGCCCGGCGCUCCGGCACAGUCCAUGUACCUCGACCCCUUCCGCUCGGCAGAAGAGACGCCGCGGACGGACCUGGAGAGCCAGCUGCGCAGCAUCGGUGCUUCAGCCGACACGCAUGCGCUGUAUCUGACUGCGGCCGACCCGGUCGAGAUGGUGCUGCGGACCGCGCGCAACAUCCGGCGCGCCGUCGACGCCAUGCGCCAGGGCCGCCGCCUCGUGUACAUUGACAACCGCUUCUCCGGCUCCAACAUCAACAUCCACAGCGCAUUGCAUGCGUCCAUCUGGGCGUGGUUGUACCUCGACCGCGAGGACAACGUCACGGGCAACUUUCACGCCGUGCAGGCCGUCAUCCACCGGCGGCGCGUGCUCAUCACCAACCUGCUCGAGCAGCUCCAGUUACACUUCCCGUGGGAGAUGUGGCUGCUGGAAAAGUAUGUCAUGCCGCUGUUCCGCGACCUGCCCGAGAUGCGCGACCUGCUGGAGAUCAUUCAUGAGAGCUACGAGGAAGACCGCGUCGCGCGCGCGCCCAAGCGCCGCGCCGACGACGUCAACCGCCUCGUCAAGUUCCGCGUCGGCCAGGUCUUCCUGCACAAGCGCUACGGCUACUAUGCCGUCAUCAUCGGCUGGGACCACAAGUGCCGCGCCGCCGACGAGUGGAUCGCCCAGAUGGACAUAGACCGGCUGCCGGGCGGCCGCAACCAGAGCUUCUACAAAGUCUUAGUCGAGGACUCCAGCAACCGCUACGUCGCCGAGUCCAACAUCCUCAUCACGCAGGACCCGCCGCCCACGGCCCUGCUCCACCGCCUCGCAGGCCGCUACUUUAAGCGUUGGGAUGCAGCCGCCGGCCAGUUCGUCAGCAACCUGCGCGACGAGUAUCCCGACGACUGA